Messenger RNA from Sinocyclocheilus rhinocerous, 3560 nucleotides. It is a transcript of the gene mib2, whose product is annotated as MIB E3 ubiquitin protein ligase 2. Lineage: Eukaryota; Metazoa; Chordata; Actinopteri; Cypriniformes; Cyprinidae. Gene Ontology annotation, molecular function: zinc ion binding; protein binding; ubiquitin-protein transferase activity. Bases 159 to 3104 code for a protein of 981 amino acids. Gene Ontology annotation, biological process: protein ubiquitination. Gene Ontology annotation, cellular component: cytoplasm. The record is from RefSeq and is a predicted model, not a curated record. The transcript has 19 exons.
CAGCAGUGGAGAGCCGUGCAGGGAAAUGUGCCUGUCGUGUUUGUUCUGCUCUAGAAUCUGCUGCCAGCGAGCGUUUGAGCCUCUGAGUUCCCAAUCAGAGCAAAGUUCACCCCAAAACAAACAGCUGCGGACUGCUGAGAGCGAGGAGAACAGCGAGGAUGAUUCGAAGCGCUCUGAAACACGGGGCCUUCACCCCUGAUCUGUCUCCAGAGACUGCCCUACUCAGAACCGUCCCGCUCCCAGUGCCUCGAGCCCAGGCAGUGACCCCCGUCCCGCGAGCACACCGCAAGCCCAGCGAGGGCCACAGCGGGCAGCCGGCGCGCGGCAGCAUGGAGGUGGGCAUGCGCGUGGUGCGCGGCCUGGACUGGAAGUGGGGGAACCAGGAUGAAGGAGAGGGGCACAUGGGCACGGUGGUGGAGAUCGGCCGGCAGGGCAGCACAACUACGCCCGACAAAACUGUGGUGGUGCAGUGGGACAGCGGCACUCGCACGAAUUACCGCACCGGAUACCAGAGCGCCUACGACCUGCUGCUGUACGACAACGCACAGAUCGGUGUCCGACAUUCAAACAUCAUCUGUGACAGCUGUAAGAAGCACGGCAUCAUGGGAAUGCGCUGGAAGUGUAAGGUGUGUUUCGACUACGACCUGUGCACUCAGUGCUACAUGAACAACAAGCACGACCUGACGCACGCCUUCGAGCGCUACGAGACGGCGCAUUCGCACCCAGUGAGCUUGACGCCGAGACAGAACCUGUCCAGAAUCAUCCUGAAAGGAAUCUUCCAGGGGGUGAAGGUGGUCCGGGGGCCCGACUGGGACUGGGGCAACCAAGACGGAGGUGAGGGGAAGGUCGGGAAGGUGGUGGAUAUUCGUGGAUGGGAUCAGGAAUCGGGUCGUAGCGUGGCUAGUGUCACCUGGUCCAGCGGAACCACAAACGUCUACAGAAUGGGCCACAAGGGCAAGGUGGAUCUGAAAUACGUGUCGGAUAUGCAGGGAGGAUACUACUACAAGGAGCAUCUGCCCAAAUUAGGCGAGCAUGCGGAGCUGCAGCGGCAGGAGAGUGCAGACAGUCACUCGUUCCAGCAGGGUGAUAAGGUCAAGUGUCUGUUGGAAAUGGAGAUCCUCAGACAGAUGCAGGAGGGUCACGGCGGCUGGAACCCAAAAAUGGCAGAGUACAUCUCCAGAAUCGGCACCGUGCACAGAAUAACGGACCGCGGGGACGUGCGAGUCCAGUACAGUAACAACAUCCGCUGGACCUUCCACCCCGGAGCCCUGACCAAGGUGAACACGUUUGCCGUGGGUGAGCUGGUGAAGGUGCUGGAUGACACUGACAGUGUGAAGAGACUUCAGGUGGGCCAUGGAGAGUGGACAGACAGCAUGGCUCCAGUAGGUUCCUCCACAACACACAUGACUUGGACUGAAGAUCACAUUUUGCGUGGCGAGGUCGACGCCAAUCUGAUGACGGCUGAGAACUCCAGCGAAUCAGGAAGUACGGUCAUUUCAGUCCUGGAGAAGCUGCUCUCUCAGUCCACGGAGCAGGAUCAUCCGGGCCGGCUGGUUAUCGAGGCGGCUCACGGGAACGCCGUUAAAGUGCGUGAACUGGUGCAGAAAUACCCUGACAAGGUGGAUGUUAAGAACCAGGGGAAGACGGCUCUGCAGGUGGCUGCCCAUCAGGGACAUGUGGAGGUGGUGAAGGUUCUGCUUCAGGCCAACAGCAGCAUUGAAGCUAAAGAUGAGGACGGAGACGCUGCGCUACACUACACAGCGUUCGGGAAUCAGGCAGAAAUUGCACGCUUGCUGCUCAGUAAUGGAGCCAGUGUGAACCUGCUGAAUAACUCCAUGUGUACGGCGCUGCACAUCGCUGUCAAUAAAGGCUUCACGGAUGUGGUGAGAGUGUUGACGGAGCACUCGGCAGACAUCAACCUGCAGGAUUCGUAUGGAGAUACACCCUUACAUGACGCCAUUGCUAAAGACUUCAGGAGCAUCAUUGAGAUUCUGACUGUGGUGCCCAACAUCGAUUUCACGCAGCAGAACAACCGCGGCUUCAACUUGCUGCAGCACGCCGCUCUGAAGGGCAACAAACUAGCGACAGAGAUGAUCUUGGCUCGAGCGCGACAGCUGGCUGACGUUAAGAAGGAAGAUGGUUUCUCUGCUCUGCAUCUGGCCGCCUUGAACAACCACCGGGAUGUAGCUGAGAUUCUCCUCAAAGAGGGUCGUUGUGACAUCAACAUCCGCAACAAUCGCAAUCAGACGCCGCUGCAGCUGGCUGUGACUCAGGGUCACAUGGCUCUAGUGGCCCUGCUGGUGACGGAGGGGGCAGACGUCAACGCAGAGGAUGAGGAUGGAGACACAGCCAUGCACACGGCUCUCAGCCGCCAGCAGCUGGCCACCGUCAUGAGCAGCGGAGAGGGCGAAGGAGCGCUGCUCUACAGCAGGUUGUGUAGCUCAGGGCUGAUGGGAAACACGGAGCUGAACGUAGGAGCUGCUAUCGCUUGCUUCUUGGCACAGGAAGGGGCCGAUAUCAGUUAUGCCAACCAUAAAGGUAAAAGCCCACUGGACCUGGUUACAGACAGCAGCGUACAAACUCUCAUCAGGAGCUUCGCAGAAAAGCACAGGCUUCAAGCCGUCACGUGUGGCACAGGCACGAGCAGCAGCAGUCUCAGGCGAGUGCACACUACACCCAACACCAUGACCAACCUGGUCAUGCCCAGCGCGACGGGCCCCAGCGAGUGCCUCAUCUGCUCCGAGCUCGCACUGCUGGUGCUGUUCUCUCCAUGUCAACACAGCGUCGCCUGCGAGGAAUGUGCUCACAGAAUGAAGAAAUGUAUCCGGUGCCAGGUGACAAUAACAAAGAAAAUUCGGCAAGACCAGACGGAGGUGGAGUGCAGCCCCAGCUCGGAGAACUCGGAGCAGCACAACCUGCUGGAGCAGCUGCAGUCGCGCUACAGACAGAUGGAGGAGCGCAUCACCUGCCCCAUCUGCAUCGACAACCACAUCAAGCUGGUGUUCCAGUGCGGCCACGCCUCCUGCAUCGACUGCAGCGCCGCGCUCAAGACCUGCCCCAUCUGCCGGCAGACCAUCCGCGAGAGGAUCCAGCUGUUCGUCUGAACCGCGUGGCUCUGAGGGGAAGACGGUUGGCUGUUUGUGCUUCAUAGUCUGUCCUAUCCUGAGCCUCAUCAUUUAGCCAUAAAGCAGGAGCGCGCCGCCCUUUCGUGCCGGACCGGAGGAUGUGAGCGGGCACUAGAUGGCCAACCAAUGCCUGCCUUUGGUUUUGCUUGUCUGCGUGUGCAUCGCGUUGAACAUCAGCAGGGUUUUCAGCCAUUUAGGACCUGGUUUUGGAUCUGCAUCUACAGUAUUACCGAGUGAAGAGGAGUCUAUCAGACAUCAGAAGAUAUGCUUCAUGCUGCUGAAGAGCUAGAUUAUAGAGAACCCUAACACAAACCCAGCAUGCAGCGUGAGCUGUCACAUCAGCCCCGCGCAGAAAGCAUCUCACGAAACCCGUCGGGACCUGGGCCAUAUUUUACACUAAAAUCCAAAGGGAGAAAUCAUGUUGUGUAAAAAAAA